AGUGGUUUGCUGCUCGCGUGUGGUUUUAAGAGGUUAACAUCAUAGAGAUGAUUUAAAACUGGAGAAAAUGAUACAAGCGACACGUGAGAGACGAAUUAUCGUGAAUGACAAUUAAAUACCUAACGUGUCGACUUAAUCAGAGAUGACAAAAUCUAUUUCUGGCCAUUGUUUAUCAUUGCUGAAAUGGCAUCUCAAGGAACCGAUUUAACCAGGAAAAUGCUGUGCCCUGAUGGAAUUCUCAGUCUCGUCUGCUUCGUCACAGCUGCUUUGGUCUCAUUGUUACCCGAAUUAUUGUUCAGUGUGGGAUUUAGCAUUUAUGUUGAAUACUUUUCAAAUAUCUGCUUUCUACAUGCGAUACAGUACGUUGUCAUAAAUGUGUUUGCAUUCCUGGCAUUCCAUGGCUUUUCCUAUCAGGUGGCGGUCAGAGCAUUGUUUCUUGGAUAUGUAUUCGGAAUUGGCAUACUAGUAUCGUUCACUGCACCACCGUCAUGGCAGAUAUUCGGCAUUUAUGCGGCGGUAUUAGCAACUUUCCAUUACUCGGAAUUUCUAGCUAUAGCAUGGACAAAUCCGGCAACUCUGACGAUCGACAGCUUUAUACUGAAUCACAGUGUGGCGUACGGCGUCGCGGCGUGUCUCAGUUGGAUAGAAUUCCUUAUAGAGAGAUAUUACUUCGAUCAAAUGAAAGUGCCGUCCGUCGUGUCCUACGCUGGCUUGGUGCUGUGCAUCGCUGGCGAAAUCCUGAGGAAGGCAGCGAUGUGCACCGCAAAGCACAAUUUUAAUCAUAUUGUGCAAAGCGAGAAGAGCGACGAUCACCAACUUAUUACACACGGUGUAUACAGUGUGUGCAGACACCCCAGCUACGUAGGAUGGUUCUACUGGUCCAUAGGCACACAGAUGAUACUUCAAAAUCCAGUCUGCUACGUUGCAUACGCAUUAAUGUCAUGGCGAUUCUUCCACGAUCGUGUUCAGAUUGAGGAAUUAACGUUGUUGAACUUCUUCGGCGAGGACUAUAUGAAAUAUCAGGAGAAGGUGGGCACUGGACUUCCAUUUAUCUAUGGAUAUAAAAUUAGCUCGUAGCAUUCUAUACCGAUGUAAUUCCAUCUUGUAAAGUUUAAUUUAACGAGCCAAAAAAUUCUAUUCAAAUUUGUGUAAAUACUAAUGGCAUUAAUGGUAACUAUUUAGAAGUGUAGAAACUUAAUUUUUCUAUACAUGUUUUUUCUUCUUAAUUUAUUAUGCUUCUUAACUAUUACUGUGUAAUUAUUAUUCUUGUUUUAUUAUUUAAACGAGAAAUAAUUUUGACAAUUCGUGACAUGUGAUUAUUUGCCAAUUUACAUUUCUGAUUUAGUCGUAAGAUUUGUCUUCAGAAAUUUUUAUGUAUGCAAA
Molecule: messenger RNA, 1383 nt
Organism: Ooceraea biroi (clonal raider ant)
Lineage: Eukaryota; Metazoa; Arthropoda; Insecta; Hymenoptera; Formicidae
Gene: ste14
Product: isoprenylcysteine carboxylmethyltransferase ste14
Biological process (GO): C-terminal protein methylation
Cellular component (GO): endoplasmic reticulum; membrane
Molecular function (GO): protein C-terminal S-isoprenylcysteine carboxyl O-methyltransferase activity
Source: RefSeq, a predicted model, not a curated record